AUGCGUCUACCCAUCGUAUUCCUUCUCUGGCCCUUGGCCCUUCUAUGUUCGUCCGGCGCUCUCGCCAAUCAAGACUCUGGAAAGUACGAACUGAUACUAUACUGGCGUCUCCGCCAGUUCACGAUCGACGGGCUUGGUCAAGGAACCAACAUUGUCGCACCGAAGUGCGGGGGGAAAUGCACGUUUGAGGACUUCAUCAAGGCCGUCACGCAAACGAACAAAGGAGCCAGGCUCAAAGAUGCAAAUGGCAACAAUAUCAAAGACGCCCAAGGAAGAAUUCAAUACGAGAGAAUCCCGGAUUACACCAAAAUGGACUUCACUCCUUUCGAGACGGACGCGCUUUUCAGCGAUCCUCAGGCUGCUGCGAGGGAAAUCGACAAAGUCGGCUUCACCGGACAGUUUAUGACAGACUCACUGUUUGGGGUCGAUAUGACUUUUGAUAAAGUAAUAGCCAAAGUCGAGGCCGUCAUUGAUGAUACUAAAGAAGCCUUUGCCAAGGAUGGAAGGGACCUGAAAAAGACCUACUUGAAAGAGAUGACAGAUCUACUCCCAAUCAUUGCCAAUGGGCGCCGUAAAGCGGGUGCGGCGAAGAUACGACUGAGUUUCACAAAAUGGGCGGCGAACAAAGCAAACUUGGAAAAUUUGCAAAUUGUGAUGAAGGAUCCGAUCAGUCGUCCACCGUUUGUUUAUGAGCAGAUAGACUUUGAUGCAACUUACAGAGCAAACUCGCAAAGGGUAGGAAUACAGGCUUGGGAGGCCGCGAUCAAAGACUACGCCACAGUUUUCAACUCAAAGGGCCAGGGCUUGAGUCAUGCGAAAGCUAUUCGUUCCAUUGAAGACCUCCAUAAGAAGCUGGAAAACGAUUGCAAGUGA
This is a messenger RNA of Trichoderma citrinoviride, 873 nucleotides long. RefSeq lists its product as hypothetical. The coding region runs from base 1 to 873 and encodes 290 amino acids. The record is from RefSeq and is a predicted model, not a curated record. The transcript has a single exon. Lineage: Eukaryota; Fungi; Ascomycota; Sordariomycetes; Hypocreales; Hypocreaceae.